Messenger RNA from Sardina pilchardus (European sardine), 1901 nucleotides. RefSeq names its product TAFA chemokine like family member 4b (gene tafa4b). Lineage: Eukaryota; Metazoa; Chordata; Actinopteri; Clupeiformes; Clupeidae. The record is from RefSeq and is a predicted model, not a curated record. Gene Ontology annotation, molecular function: receptor ligand activity. Bases 395 to 805 code for a protein of 136 amino acids. The transcript has 6 exons.
GACCACAGCGUGCCCGUGAGACUGUCACCUCUGUCCUGCUCUUGGCGAAGCCGGAGUCUGCGAGAUGGACAAGCGGCAUUGGAGGCUGACCUGCAGUUGGGAAUCAUAACCACGGGAGUGAGGAGAAAAGUCUUCACCGGUUUCACCCUUUUCAUCAACUCCCCAGGCUCUACUGAAUAUCGUCAGGAUGACAUUCGCUGCAUAGACGCAGGUGGUGUGCUGUAGGUGAGCGGUGCGGUGCGGUGCGGAGCGGAGAGGAGGAGGAGGAGGAGGAAGAGGUGGACGUGGCCAAGGACCUGUGGAGAGACAUGGCCGCCUCUGGCCUGCCGUAGAGUACCGGACCUGUCAGCAGAGAGGGAGACUGCUGGAGCUGAGAACAGACUACAGGGGGAGGAUGAAGUUGAAGGGGAGGUCGGUGCAGUGGCCACUGCAGGUUGUCCUCCUUAUCACCGUGGUGACAUUCUACUGCCGGCCGGUGUCCGCGGGCAACCGUUACCUACGGGGACACACCGCCCACUACCAGGUGAAGCAGGGCACGUGUGAGGUGGUGGCCAUCCACCGCUGCUGCAAUAAGAAUAAGAUCGAGGAGCGCUCCCAAACUGUCAAGUGCUCCUGUUUCCCAGGCCAGGUCGCCGGGACGACACGGGCACAGCCCUCCUGCGUGGAAGUGUCCAUCGUGGCGCAGAAGUGGUGGUGUCAGAUGCACCCGUGCCUGGAUGGCGAGGAGUGCAAAGUGCUUCCUGAUCUCACUGGCUGGUCCUGCGCCACUGGAAACAAAGUCAAAACCACCAAGGUCACACGAUAGCAAGAAAAUGUCAUAACAUCAGCUGGAUCUGCAGUGUGAGCCUAAGCCCAUGGAUCCACAUAUGAACUGAGAGAACAGCGCCUGUCUGGACUAGACUGUAUCCCUGUAGUUUUCUGGCGGAUUACCCAACCCAACUGACCUGGGCACCAGGGCAAAGACUCCUAGAUGGGAACCAUACUGUGAACCAUUUAGACCAAAAUCCACAAAAUGGUGGUUGUGUUUGUGUGUGGCUGUGUGUGUGUGUGUGCGUAACACCACGUGCAAAACAUGAACUCUCUUCACCUAAAGGACACCGCCACCAACAGGGAUUGAUCGUUGGGUGACCGUUAAGACUCACCAUCCUCUCCUAGCGAACAGAGACGCUAUUAAGACAAGACUGCUGCACCCUGACAGUUUUUGAAUGUGCAUUCCGUCUCUCUCUCUCUCUCUCUCUCACUCUCUCUCUCCCCCUCUAUCUCUCUCUCCCUCCCUCUCUCUCUCUCUCUCUCUCUCUCUGUCUGCCCACCACUGGGAGUGUGUUUAUGGAAGAGUGCUUGGAUGUCCUUUUGAGGCGGGAGGCUGUCGAGUCGUACUGCUCCUUGCCUUCUUAACCAGAGUGACUUUAUAUUCAUGAGAAGGGACGCAAAACACACAGAAGGCGUGAAUCACAAACUAUUGUCAAAUUGCUCUUGUGGGUCAAGUCACGAUCAUAUCUCCCCCCGCCCCCCUCCCCGUUUUCUCUCUUUUUUUCUUGAAGUCAUUUUGCAGCUCUAAUUAGGGUUGUUGAAUAGGAUUAUAACAACACAUUAAAAAUGUAUGUAAGAUAUUUGCACUAGUUUAAACCAUUUGGAAGAAAAAUGUUGUUUCUAGCUACUUCUCCCGUCUUUCGCUGUGGAUGUCGCAUACAAUUAAAGAGAGAAUCAUUUUAUAACAUAUCUGGCUCUGAUGUUUAAAGUAGGGCUGUUAGUCCCCUCUUCUAGUUGCUGGUAAAAUGCAAGUAAAAGGAAGGUCCUGCUGAAAGCCACUUGUGGAAUAUUGUCUUUUCCUUCGAGACAGCAGUAUUUACAUUUUCAAUGUACUGUUUGGUGUCCGCAGUUCAACCAAAGACUAACUGUUG